AAAACAUGAUAGAGUUUCCUUUCUUGUUCUUACUGAAAAGUGAAAAUGAGCGAAUGGACUGCUUACCUUCGGUCGCAAAAAUUGUAGGUACAGUCUCCGGAGGUACCAACACAAAUAGUCUAUUCCUCCUCGACCCGAGAACACCAAAAUAUUUUUAUUUUCUUUUGUUACUUUGACUGUCGCGAAAGCGUGCAGCUUUCGGCGCUUUCCCUUCUCUCCUCCAGAUUUAGCAGCGAAGCGAUGCGUACUUGCUCUCUGUAUAAAUUUAUUCCGCACAACCACUGAGAAAAUCACUGCUCCAUCGCAGCUAAUUAUUAGUUGGCGAGCCUCCUCUAAAUCUAGCCACGAUUCUCCUCUCUCUCUCUGGCCUCUGGCUCAGCUCCGGGGAGAUUCUUAGCAGGCAUUGAUUGAACCUAAGCUAAGUAUGCUGGUUUUGGAGAUUCGAAAAGCCCAGAUUACUCCAUUACCAGGCAACAGCAAACGCAUUCUCUGGCUAUUUUCCAUGGGGAAGUUAUCGAACAUUGAAAGAUUUCCAGGAUACAUGGUGCAGCUUGACUAGUAGUAUAAUUCCUAUGCUGUCCAUUCUAGUAGAAACUAUGGGCUUAUUGUGCAGCAAAAAACAACAUUUAAGUGAGGCUGAUGCUGAAGAAAAUGCACAGGCUGCAGAAAUUGAGAGGCGAAUUGCUCAAGAAACAAAGGCAGAAAAACACAUCCAGAAGCUCCUGUUACUUGGGGCUGGAGAGUCAGGGAAGUCAACAAUUUUUAAGCAGAUAAAACUUUUGUUUCAGACUGGCUUUGAUGAAGCAGAACUAAAGAGCUAUAUACCAGUCAUCCAUGCCAAUGUGUAUCAGACAAUUAAAAUACUGCAUGAUGGGUCAAAAGAAUUUGCUCAAAAUGAUGAAAAUUCUUCAAAGUAUGUUUUAUCUGCUGAAAAUAAGGAUAUUGGAGAGAAGCUAUCAGAAAUCGGUGGCAGGUUGGACCAUCCACGUUUGACCAAAGAGCUUGCACAGGACAUAGAAACUUUGUGGAAGGAUGCUGCAAUUCAGGAAACAUAUGCUCGUGGUAAUGAACUCCAAGUUCCAGAUUGUGCUCACUAUUUCAUGGAAAAUUUGCAGAGGUUGUCUGAUGUCAAUUAUGUACCCACAAAGGAGGAUGUUCUUUAUGCUAGAGUUCGAACAACUGGUGUUGUAGAAAUCCAGUUCAGCCCCGUUGGAGGGAAUAAGAAAAGUGGUGAAGUUUAUAGACUUUUUGAUGUUGGAGGCCAGAGAAAUGAGAGAAGAAAGUGGAUUCAUCUAUUUGAAGGUGUUACAGCUGUAAUUUUCUGUGCUGCUAUUAGCGAGUACGAUCAAAUGCUCUUUGAGGAUGAAAACAAGAACCGAAUGAUGGAGACGAAGGAGCUCUUUGACUGGGUCCUAAAGCAACAGUGCUUUGAGAAAACAUCUUUCAUGCUGUUCUUAAACAAAUUUGAUAUAUUUGAGAAGAAAGUUCUAAAGGUGCCACUAAAUGUGUGUGAAUGGUUUAAAGAUUACCAGCCAGUGUCUACAGGAAAACAGGAGAUUGAGCAUGCUUACGAAUUUGUGAAGAAGAAAUUUGAGGAACUGUACUUUCAGAGCACUGCUCCCGAUCGUGUGGACCGAGUCUUCAAGAUCUAUAGGACCACUGCCCUUGAUCAGAAGCUUGUGAAAAAAACUUUCAAGCUUGUAGAUGAGACUUUAAGAAGGAGAAAUCUAUUUGAGGCCGGGUUAUUGUGAUGGUGGUGGAAUUCUUGGAUCACAAAGUCAUCCUUGAAGAGCUUGGUCCGAAUUUUGCUAUUGAAAGCUAAAGAAGCAUCUGUAGAGAGGGAUGAUGAUCAAGCUCCCCACAUUAAAAAAAUUUAGUCCCAUGUGUUGCAGGCUUGCAGCCCCGUAUGCAAACUUGUUCCGUUCAUGAUUUUACUUUUGGCUGCUGAUUUGUCAUUCGGAAAACCAGCGAAGCCUUGUCGAAAAAUUUGGGCCCUUGGUUGUCGUCAGAACAGUAAUUGGGUUUUACAUUUGAGAGAACUUUAUUCUUUUGAUCUCUUUUGGGGUAUUUUAUACAUCGUUGUCGUGAACCA
Molecule: messenger RNA, 2092 nt
Organism: Nelumbo nucifera (sacred lotus)
Lineage: Eukaryota; Viridiplantae; Streptophyta; Magnoliopsida; Proteales; Nelumbonaceae
Product: guanine nucleotide-binding protein alpha-1 subunit
Biological process (GO): adenylate cyclase-modulating G protein-coupled receptor signaling pathway
Cellular component (GO): heterotrimeric G-protein complex; cytoplasm
Molecular function (GO): GTPase activity; G-protein beta/gamma-subunit complex binding; G protein-coupled receptor binding
Source: RefSeq, a predicted model, not a curated record